Messenger RNA from Anopheles funestus (African malaria mosquito), 17036 nucleotides. RefSeq names its product maternal protein pumilio (gene pum). Bases 3320 to 7453 code for a protein of 1377 amino acids. Gene Ontology annotation, biological process: post-transcriptional regulation of gene expression. NCBI's taxonomy places the organism in Eukaryota, Metazoa, Arthropoda, Insecta, Diptera, Culicidae. The record is from RefSeq and is a predicted model, not a curated record. Gene Ontology annotation, molecular function: mRNA 3'-UTR binding. Gene Ontology annotation, cellular component: cytoplasm; nucleus. The transcript is spliced from 14 exons.
UUUUUUGUUUCAUCAAUUUACCUGUCAUCACGAUCGCCGUCCGGUAUGUAUAAACCUUUGCACGUACUGCUCGCGGCUCAGCUGACUCUCUCAAUUGGCACGACAGCGCCAGAGGGAGAGAGCGAAAACCGGGUCUGGUGUGACACCAACACACUGAACCAAAAACCCAAACGACACAACCGUGAAGCUCGCAUCGCCAGAACCCAAUCUCAUCGGAUACAGAACCGGACCGCAUUAUAAUCGUGGGACGGCGUGUUGGUCGUGCGUGAACGAAGAAGCGUGUUUGUGUCCAGAGCACCUGCAAGACAUCCGGUUUACAUCCUUCCGCAGCCCGUGCAGCAGUUCCGUUCGUAGCAUCAGAGCGCCCGGGUAUGCCAGUCCGGCUAGUUCGGCAUUCCGUGAGACGGUCCAGGGCAAGGAAGUGAUAAAUACUGCAGCCUCUAGCCACCCGAAGCUACAUAAACCCGUGGUUGUACAGUGACCGGAAAGAGUCAGGCUGCACCAGUGCUUCAACCAAAACGCAUUUCCAACCCGUGUACAGUUAGUGAUAAUAGUGAACAACAAAGUUAUCAAGUAAACAGUGCAUCCACCAACCCAACUACCAAACCACCAAACCACCCAUCCCAUCUUUUGGCUCCGGAUCAGUUCAAAUUGUUCUUGGAAACGUCUGUUUUGUUUUUCCUGUUGGAUUCGGCAUCAAAAUUACCGGUUAAACGUUCUGUUUUCCACCCCGUAAAUCAACCAAUCUCUCUCUACUCAGUCUCAUUUUCCCGAUUUCGUUUCUGUGUAUGCGUGUGUAUAAAAGUGUAUAAAAAUUGCAAACAAAAAAAAUAAAAGACAGCACCACUAAAACCAACCACUGAAUGUGAGGAAACAGAUGAGCUGGUUUUUGUUGAAAAACUUUUUGUGAAAAUUGUGAAAUUUUGCGGUGUAAAAAUUAAACUGUGCUGCUUGUGCGUCCAUGUCCAUGUGUGUGAGUGUACAUAUAGUUGAAGCGAAGCAUAGAAUUUGUCUACCAAUGCGUGAGUAAGGUUACGAAUAGCGCAACAACAACAACAAAAACUUUCAAGAAGCAAAAAAAAAACGAAACAAGCGAAACGACAAAAAUAGCUUGCAUUAUUUACCAGUAGGAACAUCAUCCGUAAAGGAAGCUGCGUGUUUGUGUAAUGUGAAAAAGUGUGCGGUUUUUACUGUUCUGGAAAAUCGAGCCUCAUCAGAACGGUGGCGGCGAGUAGCACGACAGCACGAGCUUACGAGUAAGGUAAUGAGCAGCUUCUCACCGGUGAGAUUUGUUGUUCACGUUUAAUCGGUUCCGUUCCUCGUGCGAUCUUCUCUGGUACACGCGGGUGUUCCAGGAAUCUCUCUGUUGCUCUCGCAAACCGUAAUUGUGCGUCGAAAUGCGUGUAUAUUUGCGUGUAUAAUACUGUGGUCCAGCUCUAUAUUGAAGCACCAGCUCAUCCCAAUAAUCGUAUGCGUACCGUGCAUGGUUUGCGUGUGUUUGUAUAUGGUUGCGCAAACAUUUGCAACCAAGAACCGGCCCCUCGGAUCGGUGAGCUUUUUCGAGCAUCGUUUUCCUUUUACGCCCGGUGUGUAAAUAGUAAUAGAAACGAUAGUUUUGAAUAAUUCUGCUGCAGAAGGUGUGGGUGCGUGCUUUAUGCGUAAAACGUUCGCGUAAAAAACGAUUGUUCCUAGUGAGUUCUAGACUGUUUUACGCACCGUCUCACACACCCUAGUCUACGUGUGUGUGUGUGCGGUUUGUGUCCCUUGUGAAUUAACCAUUUUUCACCAUACCGUGCCGUGGUGUCCUUUAAUGUGCAAAAGUCGUACGAGUUGAAUUGUACAGUGUGUAAAUCGAUCCUAUCAACCGUUGGAGCAUGCGUUGUUGUGCGUGAGAUAGAAUCUGUCAAAAGUGAGAUGCGUUCAUGAGUUGUUCACUACAAAGCUGAGUGAGUGAGAAAUAAGGAAGCUGCAAAACGUGAAAUUUUUUUUUGUUAUACAUACAUCAACCCACAACGUUGAAUGUGUUUGUGUGUAUACGUGCGUGAGUACAGAUAAAGUUCAAUUGAAUGAUUACAAUUGACCGUGUGUCUACCCUUCGUGUUGCGAAUUGGUGAAAGCAAAGAAUAGAAAUAGAACGGUUUGUUGUCGUUCUGUUCGAAUGUGAAAGUGCUGAAAGUGAUUGUUUUUUUUUUGCGAUUUCAUACGCAAAGUGCAUCGUUGAUUUCGUACGUAAAUCUUCCACUUAAAAGUUGUGCUGCGGCGUGUGUGAAACGGCUCCUGCAGCGUUCAAAGGUGGCGCAGUGUGUUUUAAAGUGGUGUACAUGCGUGUUUGUAUAUCGGUGUGCGUGCGUGCUGUUGCAUAGAUGCAAUUGUUUUUCAUCUACUCCACGAACAAGGAGUCUCCUGAUUGGUGUGGCGUGUGAUGAGUUUUUCCCCAUUUGUAUCAAUUCGAUUAAUGUGAAUCAAAAAGCAGUGUAAUCCACCUAAAGCACGUCGUUUUGCGAAGUGUUUGAAUAGCAUUUGUAAAGCGGUGUAUUGUGUAAAAAUAAUAAAAAUAAAGCCGUGAUUUGUUCGUUGCGCUCACACAACAACAAAAAAAGAAAUCAUUUGCAACAUAACGCAUCGUUCAAUCCUGAAACGUCCAACAACAACAGCCUUUUUGCAUUCCUAUCGGGUUGUGUUUGAUAGUGUUGUGCUGUGUUUAAAGCAUUGCUCCAUCAAAGAAGGCGCUGCGGAUUGCUAUCUGGCGGCCCCCGAUUUUGUGCGUGUGCGUGUGCUGCGUUAUUGCAUCUGCCUGGCGGUUAAACAACGCGACGACGACGACGACGACGACGACUACGGAGUACUGUAGCAGCAACCGAGCAGCCCUAGACACACGCAUACUAACGCAGCUCCUGGGGGUUUGCGCUCAACAAACAAAACCAUCCCAAAAAACCGCAGCGUACGCGCUACAUAGCGCCAGAGCAAGAGCGAGAAGUUGUUUUCAAACAAAAACCACAUUUCUCAUCGAGCGUAGAUUGAACCGCGCGGCUCAUCUUUUCGAGCGUAAUUGCGUGCGUGCGGGCGCGCGUGUGUGUGAGUGUGAGGCAACUCACAACCCGCAACUUGGUGGAUCUUCUUCUUCUGCGGUGCACUGCAACAUCUAAAGCUCCCCGGACGGACACGGUUUACUGCUGCCGAUAGUAUAGUGUAGUGAGCUGAGCACCUCCACGUUACAGCAAAAAACCCUCCCCCAAAAAGUAACAAGGGCACAUCGGCCAAGACGACGAAAGAGACAGCGACGACGGCUACGAUCGUACCGGAAACGGUUGCCGCCAGUAUGAAGCUGCUCGGGGGUCACGAUGACGGUGGUGGACGAAAUGCGGCUCCGAUCCGUACGCAGGACGAUGCCGCUGUCGGUUACGUGUUUCAGCGGCAUCCGAACGAGACCGAGUUCAACCAGUUCGCACAGAAGCAGUCCCGGUGGGCAUCCGGGGAUGACACCAUUAUCGAUAACCAGGACAAGUGGAAGUACAAUCCCGCAAUACCGAACAACACGCCCGGUGGGCUCUUGCCGCCGCCGAUCGUUUCCGGCGUAAAGCAACAGCAGCAAGUCGCUCAACAGCAGCAACAGCAGCAGCAAUCGCUGCAGCAGCAACCACCGAUGCAGCUUCCCCAUCAGCCGCACCAACAUCAGGUGCAGCAGGUUCAUCAACAGCAGCAGCAGCAGCAGCAACAGCAGCAACAUCAACAGCAGCUACAACAGCAGCAGCAGAUGCAACAUCAGCAGCAUCAACAGCAGCAGCUGCCAAUGAUCAACCAUCCAUCGCAGAUGGCCAAUCACAUGAAUCACCAGAAUCAUCUGAACCAGACGAUGCUGAACCACGCCACAAUGAACAGCGGUGGCCUGCCGACGAUGCAGAUGGCAAUGCAGGGCGGCAUGUACGAUCACAUCCAUCCGCCGAAUGUGAACGUGAAUGUAAACGGUGUCGGUGUACCGAAACCACCCGGACCGGAACAGCAGCUCGUGUAUCUGAGCGGUGGUCAGCAGUACGGAACGGUUCUGGCCGCCCAAAGCCAAUACAUACCACGGAAUAAUUCAGCGAUAAAUACAUCGACUGCAAAGAAGUUGUGGGAAAAGGGCGGUAGCAAUGAUGUUAAGGUAGCUGCGGCAGCAACUGGUCCACUGCCGCCACUACAGCUGCACGGUACUACAGAUCAUCAGGUAUGGCGCGAUUCUACCUGGUCAUCUCAGGGCGAUGCCAUCUUGGCACCGCGCCGCAUUUUCCAACACGCACCGGAAACAAAUCCGACGGGUUCGACCGGAAUUUUAAGCCCACGCGACUCCACUGGAGGGUUGGGUGUGAAGAUGGUAGAGUACGUACUCGGUGGGUCACCGACAAACAAGGAAAGCCCGCUGGCUAGCUUGGACUCGCGCUUCAAGGGAUUGAAGUUUGAUGAUGGAGACAAGACUUCCGAUGAUAAAGACAAAGCGAACUCACCUUUUGAAACGAACGGUGUAAAGAAGGAAGAGGUAGUACCCGGUGCAAAUGGCGUUGUGAUGGUGAAUGGUAUCGAUGACGACAAGGGUUUCAAUCACCUUUCGUUCCAAAGCCGUACACCCGGUUCGCGCCAACCGUCCCCUGCCGAAGAGCAGCUGCCGCGGCCCAACAUGCUGGACCCGACGGGCGUACAUGGAUCCGGAUUUCCGCAGCAUCCGUCGCUGCACAAUAUGCUCGGUUCUGUGGCACCCGGUGGCAAUGACGUAACGCAACAGGCGGCCGCACUCGGCUCGUACCAUCCGCAGAUGAUCAAUCAGAUGGGCCAAAUGGGGCAGCACGGACAGAUGAACCCGAUGAAUCAGCUGAACCAGCUAAAUCAACUGAACCAGAUGCAGAGCCAUGUGAUGAAUGGUGUUGGAGGCAUGCCUCAGAUCGCGCAGAGUCCUAUGGUGAACCAGCUUGGACAGGGUCCGAGUCAAAUAGAUUCGCCGGCCAAUCUUUUACAGCAGCCGCACAACUACGAAUUACAGCAACUUUUCCGCUCGAAUCCGGGCCUUACGGCAGCCAACUCGGCCGUCCCAGGUGCGCCGAACGGUCAACCACUGCCCCAGUCGGCUCUCUCGCUUUCGGCCGCCCAGCAGCAACAGUUCCUGCAGCAUAAUGCAGCGUACGCCGCCCAGCAGGCACCACCGUACGUCAUUAACCCGGGCCAGGAUCCGUCCCAGUACAUGGGAGCGCUCAUUGCGGCGGGCGUACCACAAUACUAUGCACCCGCACCGUGGAGCGUGUAUCCGGCCAAUCUGGCCAUUCCGCAGCAACAGUCACAGCCCCGACGGCCGCUCACCCCAUCGCAACAGGGAGCGGAAAACCAACCGUAUCAGGUGAUAUCGGCAUAUUACGACACGAGCGGUUCGCUGGUGAUGGGACCACGCACCGGAACGCCGAUGCGGCUCGUCAGUCCGGCCCCGCCAGUGCUGGUGCCGCCCGGUGCAGCUGGUCCGCGGGCACCCCAAGCGCCCCCGAUUUAUCCUCCGCAGCCACAGACCGCCCAGCAGAAUGUCUACUCGGCCCAAAACGGAUCCAACGUAGGAGGACUCGGUGCCUUGAACACAUCAUCCCUGACCACACGUCGGGAUUCGUUUGAUCGCAAUACAUCGGCCUUCAGUCCUUCGCUGGACUAUACCUCGAGUGCCUCGGCCAACACAAUGGCGAUGAAUGCUGCUGCGGCCGUAGCUGCUUCGGCGGCCCGCAAGUGGCCUGUCGGUGCUGGAAAUUACAGCGGUCUCGGUACGGUAGCGGCUGCCUCGGCUAGCCCGCUAGGGCCUUCGCUCACACCACCGCCGGUAUCGAAUCUUGGCGCCCUGGUAACAAGCCGUGCGCCCGGUGCAGAGACAAAGUUCCGACAGGUAAAUCCCGGCCUUGUGCCCGGUAUAUCGACUGCAAACGCGGCCAUGUUUGGGUCGAACAAUUGUGCCGCACAGGCAAUCCUAUCGCGACUCUCCAGUGCGGUGGCACGCCCAACUGCAGCACCCGCGGCCGCUCCGGUCGUACCGGGCGCUGCCCCGGGUCUGGAUCGACCACCGGGCCGUUCCCGGCUGCUAGAAGACUUCCGCAACCAGCGCUACCCGAACCUGCAGCUGCGCGAUCUCACCAAUCACAUUGUGGAGUUCUCGCAGGAUCAGCACGGAUCGCGCUUCAUUCAGCAGAAGCUGGAGCGAGCCAUUAGCGUCGAGAAGCAGCUCGUAUUUAACGAAAUACUUGGAGCAGCCUACAGUCUCAUGACGGACGUGUUUGGCAACUACGUCAUCCAGAAGUUCUUCGAGUUUGGCUCGCCGGAGCAAAAGCAAGCACUGGCGCAGCAGGUCAAAGGGCACGUGCUGCCACUAGCACUGCAGAUGUAUGGUUGCCGGGUUAUACAGAAGGCACUGGAAAGCAUUCCGGCGGAACAGCAGCAGGAGAUUGUGCGUGAACUGGACGGGCACGUGCUUAAGUGCGUAAAGGAUCAGAACGGCAACCAUGUGGUGCAGAAGUGCAUCGAGUGUGUCGAUCCGGUCGCGUUGCAAUUCAUCAUCGACGCAUUCCGCAAUCAGGUGUACUCGCUCAGUACACAUCCGUACGGUUGUCGGGUGAUCCAGCGGAUACUGGAACACUGCACACCCGAACAGACGGCACCGAUAUUGGCCGAACUGCAUGCCAACACCGAGCAGCUGAUCCAGGAUCAGUACGGAAACUACGUCAUCCAGCAUGUAUUGGAACAUGGAAAGCCCGAGGAUAAAUCUGCCCUGAUUGCCAGCGUCCGUGGUAAAGUGUUGACUCUCUCCCAACACAAAUUCGCCUCGAAUGUGGUGGAAAAGUGUGUCACACAUGCUACCCGCGCGGAACGUGCACUACUGAUAGAGGAAGUGUGUUCAUUCAAUGAUGCUGGACUUCACGUCAUGAUGAAGGAUCAGUACGCGAAUUAUGUGGUACAGAAGAUGAUUGACGUGUCUGAACCGACGCAGCGCAAAGUGCUACUGCACAAGAUUCGACCGCACAUGAAUUCGUUGAAAAAGUAUACAUACGGCAAACACAUCAUCGCAAAGUUGGACAAAUUUUCGCUCAAGACACCAAAUUCCCUUGCCGGGGGUGGUGGUGCCGGUGGAGCUGGAAACUCUGCCGCUAGUACUGCCACCGGUGCAAAUGGUACUGCUGGUCCAGCGGUUGGCAGUGCCGGCAAUGGUACCAAUGGUAGUGUUAAUGGAACUAAUGGUGAGCUCACUGCCACUAGCACCGCAAACGGAACGGUUGUAAACAAUGGAACUAAUGCGAACGGUGCUACAGUAUCAGCUGGCGCUGCCGGAUCCGUAGCGGGCAACUGUAACGCUACGAGCGGCGUGGCAGGAAGCAACAAUGGAAGCGUUAGUGGCGGUAGCACCAACGGUACCAACGCUGGCCUACGUCCGAUCGGACCUCCAACAAAUGGAGUAAUGUAAGGUUGAUCGUGUCGCAAGCAUAGUCGAAAAAGGGGCUUACAGCAAGUAGAUAGAGUGUAAAUAUGUAUUGUUCGCUAUUUUCGAAUAUUUAGCGGUUACGUUCGAAUAACGUUUAGUGUGUCCCCUUAGUAACAGCAUACGCGUUUAGAACCAUAAGAAUGGGUGUAAAUGGUCGAAUCUUUAUCAUUUUACGAAUUAUCCCAACACUUUUCUGUUUGGACCAAGUAACUAACGUUAUAUGUUUCUACUACGUUGAAUAAGCUUAUAAUUUAAAAAAAAAAAGCACAAACGGAUAAAACAAAGGGGAAAAAAAGGAAACCGAAGUCAAUAUUCGCUUUCGAACGAAUAGUGAAGCUCACCAGCGAAAGUAAAGCUUCUCAGUGCUAGUACUGUCUGAACGUUUUGUUUGUUUUGCGUCACCUUCAUACAUUUAUAUAAUUUGUGUACAUUUUUAUUUUGUGUACGGUGUUCGAUCUCAAUUCUAUAAACGAAACGAUAGCAGAGAAAGUAAAUUUAGCAGAUCAACGAUGAUCGAUCAGUGCGAAUUUGUGUAAUGAAAAAAAGGCGCAACACAUUCGCAUAUAUUAAAACAACAACGCAUACGCAUGGUUUGCUUAAUGCCUUGAUGUAAGUAGUAAAGUUUUUAGUUGAAAUAAUCCUUUCCCGCGCAAAGGUUUAGAAGCCAAACAUUUUGUAUUAGGUGGAAAUGAAAUUAGAGCGUGCAGGAUAAACCUCUCCGGUCGUAUAUGUUUGUUCGGUUACUUUCGAGAACAAAUGGUCGAGUCAAUUGAACGAAUCUGGUGGAAUAAUUACACUUAACGUUCAUGAUCGAUCUUCAACUGGAUAACACUACUAUGUCCUUUAGUUUCAUUUGUCUCAUUUGUGCUAUGUGAAUGUUUGCUUUGCAAAUUCCAUGCUCCAAAUCCCAACCGUAACCAGCAAACCAUGCAAAUAAAAUGCAGUGCAAGUGUAAUGCAAUAGUGUUGUAGUGUGACUCAGAGUACCCGUAAACGUAAUAUUUAUAACAAAUCCCGUACAGGCGCAUUCUCGCGAUAGAACAAGUAUAAAAGUACAGCAUAAUAAUAUGGUAGUGCGACAAACCACUUGGUAAAAAAAGCUGUGGAACUAAUGGAGCUUACUAUUUGUUGUGGUAAGUGUUUCGCUGUCGGGUAGAACAUUAAGCACAUAAAGCGAUCGAAUAAUGUAACGUUUGUGAUCGCAUUGAACGAACAACAGAGUGAAGGGAAUUUGGCUAACAAUCAGAUUGUUAUGGUACUAACAGAUUAGAACCGAAGCAGCAUUCCACUACAGAGUGAAGAGUGAAAAUCUAUUCUUCAACUGCUACUUCUAGCAAAUAUAUAUGUAUGUAUGUGCGUAUGUAUGGUACGAAGGAAUAUCAUAGCAGGGGAAACACACAACUAAUCGCUGCAAAAAAAAAAAUGUGUCGCACAUUUUAAUGCUGCAAAUUGCACAUGUAUAAUGCUGAUACUCAGCCACUAGUAAAUAGUGGCGCACUGUUUUUUGAUAGAAGAAAAUCCUCCCUAUAUAGAUGAAUGAACACUGCUUCCCUCUCCGUUACGAGGAGAGGGACCAUUAAAAAGAUGGAAGGGUUGAAACCUUUAAGCAACGUUUUGUGUGCCCGUUUAAUGUUAGCAUGUUUUAAGUACAUUCAAUGCAGCAAAAACAAAAGCAAACAAAAAACGAACAACUGUUGAGAAAGAAUAAUUAGUAGUAGCAAUAUACUGCUCUAGCGAUACAUAGAAAUGAGCAGCGCAGAAAUAUCGAUUAUUUUUAAUUAUUAACUAGGAAGAAGCUGGCAUAGGGAUCAUUUUUUCAAGAACGUUAAGGGCAAGAAAAAUACAGUCCCACAUCCACAUCCAGAAAGGCAGACGUGAGUUUUUUUCAAAUUGAAACCAUUUAUCAGCAAGCGAGCCACGUUCGGUGUGGGCUGCUAACAACCAAGUGGCCGACAGUAGUAAUAGUAGUAGUAGGUGCACGUUGCAGCAUUUUUGGUGGAUGGUGGACUGCGUAGUGCGUACAAACAGGUACGCACAGGUAUUGGCAUCUUAGAAUUAAUGUAGUACACAGUUUUACGUAAGCAGAAAUGUAAGCAAAAAAACCAAUUAACUGCCAUCCCAGUCCAACGUAGAUAUUUACGUAGGUGCGUUCUGGUGAUGUGUGUCCGCUUGGUAAGCGUUUAGUUUAGUCUAACAUUUCAAGCACUAUUGUAGCGCGAGUUAGCGAUUUUCCCAAGUACCGUUAGCAAACCGCGAAUGAUGAUGAAUGAAUGACAGUCAUUUACUUUAUUCUCCUUCAUCAGUUUUUUUCCCCACUCAAAACGAUAGCAUUAGGAAGUCUAAACACGUAUCAAAUCAAAACCUACUUGAAAUGUAUCAAUUAACGCAACGAUAUAAGCUCCGCAUCUUAUUUAAUCAUUUUAAAAACAAUAGAUUUUUCUCGAUCCAUUUACGAAACAAAACAACAAAAAACUACACAACAUUAUACACCGAUGUUGUAUCGAACCACACACAGCAGACAACAGAAAAUGGAGCCAAUGUACCCAAUUGCUCGUGGUCUGGUUGUAACCGUACAGUUGGAGGGCAUUAAUGCACCAAAUGCGCGGGGAUGUGUGAAUGUGGUUUUGGGUAUUUACUACCCUUCCGAACAUCAUAAACGAAAUGAAUAGAUUUGCACGAUCAUGAUCGUGCACAUUUGAUAUGACAACAACAGUGUACUAUUUGUAAGCUCAUUGCAUAGUCCCUAGUUCUUAUCAUGGUAGUAACAUAAUUAACUAACGAAUAGUAAACUGUAAACGUAACGAAACUCACGCAUAAUGCAAACCGACUGCUGACAGCAGCGUAGAAUUAUUCGAGGUCGCGCAUACUCCUCCUAGCGAUCGUUGUAGCGACGAAUGAAGGAAAGCGAACUUGUCCAAGACUGGAGUUUGAGAAUUUUAACACAACCUGGAAAGAGAAACUAUUUCUUUUUUUUUAAAUAUGAUGCUAAAAUACCCACAUCGUCUGAGUAAAGUUGUAAUGGAAAGGGACCGAUUUUUGGCAUUAUACUUGUGGCGCCGUAAAACGAAACGAAUCUGCAGCACACUAACAAAUUCACCAGUCCCAGUCGAGUGUUUCCACGCAUUCGAAAUACCAUAAUUUAUUCGGUACGAAUGAAAUCAGUUCGAAUGUUUUGCGUCACUACCCACAACAUAUAUGCUCAUAGCUUUUCUAUCGAGUAUUAUCUCUAGUUAAAAGAUUGGCCCGUUUUUUUUUUUUUGGUUUGUUCGACAUAUUACUUUGAUAUAAUUUAUUUACGUUAUGCGUUUUGCACUAUCAACACGUGCAUGUAUAUUUUAAUCAAACUUAUAAUUUUAAUCAAUAACUAAUGAGAAAAGGGGAGGCGUAUAAAAUUAGCAAAAUAUGCAUUUUUUUGUUUGGCGACAAAGAACAAAACCCAUAACUGUAGAACAAUUAUUUCAUAGAAGAAUUACGGUGUUUUACUGUCACCACACUAUUUUUUUUUCUUUAUAACAUGGGUUUAUGUGUAAAACCUAAUUUCAUUUAAUUUGCAAACAUUGAAUGCAAACGAAAUUAAUGUGCAUUCAUUAGAAUGGUAUCACAUUACUGGGUUUUUUGAUGUUGCUUUAUAAAUGCAAACUAUAAAAAAAUACAUAUACAUAUUAAUAUUUGUGCUAUGUUAAAUCAAUUAAUGAACACAGUGAAAACACUGUGAAGUGCGUGUGUGAGGGGGGAGCUUAUAGCAAUUGUCUCACGAAUCAUAUAUAAAUAUUCCUCAUAAUGGAUAGACUUUCUUAGAGAAACGAUUUUCUAGAAUUUAAUAUAAAAAAAACUGUUUGAAAACGUAAAAAAACAACCCCUGCCACAGGGCAGUAAAAAAAAUAACGAAAACUUUAAAUAAGGAUUGAUUGAUGCAAAACCAUAAACCCAUUUAAAGAAAAUCCAUGAGCUGUAGAAGAAGGAAGGUGACACGGAAAUGCUUCACUAUUGAAACUAUGAAAACAGAACUAGAACUUGAUAUAUAUUAACUUCCAAUUUUUUUCCCCGUUAUACAUUUAUAUACAUAUAUAUAUAUAUACAUACAUAUAUAGACAGCUUAUAAGUUGUGCAUACUGUUUUAGUGAGUCGCAUAGGGGGUGAUGCCGCCGUAUAAGCAUAAAUCCGGUAAUGAAACCGUUUAGUGAAAAAUGAAAACAGAAAAAAAACCGGCGAAUGCAAAACAAAACCUGUACUGCAAAUAUGAUCCAGUUGUAUAUCGCUGUACAAAAUUUACAUAGUUAUUUUAUACUACUUAACCCCCUACCCAGAACAAACACACACACACACAUACAGUGGUUCGUUUAUAGCGGCGAAUAUAGAAAACAGAAAUUAACUCUCUCCUUAUCUCACCACUACAAAGCAGAUGGAAAUGCUACAAGAGAGGAAAAAAACGUUAGCAUAAAAAAACUCGUAUUUGAAAUAAAUAACAAAACACAAAAAAACAAUACAUUUAUCGAAAAAAGUACACUCAAAGCAAACAAUAGAAAGGGGGAAGGAAAUCCAAUCCCUUCUCCUUGAUCUCUCGCGAGGCGACUGUAUCGGAACGAUGGACAGCGUAAAAGUUUUCAAAUUUUAAACAAUUACCACAAAGCUAGUUGAAGAAAAUAAAAAGCAGGAAGCUAGACAAAAAUGUAGCGAAGGUGACCCGUAAAAAAAAGAAGCAUUUUGAAUAGUGUUUGAUUGUACAUUAGAAUUCUUAGAUACAACAACAAGAUAAAAAGAACAAAAGCUGUAGAAAUCCUUCGUAAAUAUUAUACUAUAUGGCAAAACAUGUGUUCUAUGAUGAACCAAUUUGGUGUGUGUUGUGUGUGUGGAACCUUGUGAAGGCAGAUUAUUAGAAAGAUUAUUUUUAUGUACGCGAACGCAAGCGCCCACGGGCCGAAGUGUGUGAGUGAGAGUGACUUUGAAUGCAAAGUGGUUCUGUGCCGUGUCCGUUGUAAGAACAGCAUUAAAUGAGACAAGCAGGAACGAAUAAGCACACAAACACAGAGUUCCAUUGUGAAAUUAGCAAAUCAAGAAGAUUAAAAGACCUCACAGAAAUGACAAGAAGGCUUCAGUAAACGAAAAACAAGAAGAUGCCUGUUGAGUGGUGUGUAUGUGCGUAUGUAUAAAACUUUGUACAAACCACCCCCCCAAAAAAAAACCACUAUUAACAAGACGCAGGGAGAAAAGCACGAAACACGCAACGACAACAGAAUAGUGAACAAAUAGUGCAAACAACAACACACUGAACUAAUACAACAACUGCAGGCAUUACUACACACAGGCAAAUAUAGAGCGAUCAAGCGAAAGUUAAAUAUUAGUGGUCGAUGUAAAUACAGCAAUAGUUUCACAAAACUAACACCGUUCUAAUGGUUGGACUGAACUGAACAUACGAAGAAUGAUUGAAGAACUACACAACACAAUUGUAACCAAAACAACAUCCAAACAAUGCCGACACAUACACACACACAGAAUCCUUGAAUGAAUAUGUGUAUAAAAGCCGAACAACACCUCGAAACGUGGUUCCUGAUACCGCCACACACUAACCAUCCCUUUUGCAAACGAUGUGAUCGAUCAUCAUUUUACACACAUUACAGAAGGAAAAACAAAAACACAGACAUACGCUGGAGAUAAAUCAUGUGUAAAAUUAUGCUGUAAAGUAGACAACAUUAAGCCAAGCCACACAGAAGCGAAAAUAGAGAAAGUGUAUAUUAAUUACAGCACGCCGUGCCGCGGGAGGAACGAAAACGCACGUUCAACAGUGUGUACUCGGGUUAGAUUUGUUUUCUCUAUAAUGGACAGCAGUGUGGGAGGGGAGAAAAAAAUGGGGGAGGGUGUAAGAAACGGGGUAGAAUGGGGGUGUUAGGGAGAUAAAAGAUUCCACUAUAAAGCGGAUAUUCCACUCUGAAAACUUCACCAUUUUACCGCCAUUUAGUGGAAUAUCCUGAAGAACGUCAAGCGCGCGUAUACUGGGAAGUGAUAGGAAAUCUUAUACUUGUAAAAAAAAGAGAAGAAAAACAUGUAAUUUUUGUUAUAAAAUUCAAAUUUAGUAGGAAACUCUAAUGUGCGAUGCAUCCAUGCGGCAUAUGAUGAUCACUCGAUCUCAGUCACAGUCGCAAACAUGCAUUUUGCAUUUUCAGUUUUGCUGACAAAAUUUUUACGUUGUACAAAUUAAUCUCACACCACAACAACACGCAACCGGUGGUUUCGGUUUGUUUUAUAUUUGUAAAUUUCAUCGAAAAUGGAAAUGGAUGUUGUGUAAAAAAAAAUAAUGAAACCCCCCUCGCCGGAACAAGUAAUAUACAAGUAACACGAAGAAACUACUAAGUGUUGGAGUGUUUCACCGAAAGAUUUACACCGAUAUAUGUGUGUGUGUGAUGAGUUUGAUUGUUCAUUAGAAUAUUCGGAACUAUUAACUGAGUUUUGUUUUUUUCGUUUUCUGUUUGCACAUUUGUAUUUUAUGUAUUCCAGCAAAGGAAUCUAGUAUUGGGGAAAUUUUGUGAAAAAUUGUACAAAAAAAAAAACAGAAACCAUCUCCACUAAUAACACUCAGAAGGGGCGAGACAAACAAAUGCACCGAAACCCAGUGGGGGAAGUAUCGCAAGUUUUUUUUGGUUUGCCAUACAGCUUCUAAGUAGCACGAACGUUGGACAGUUAAAGACUUUAUCAGCUUCAAAACCCAACUCGGAUGAUAGAUCCUCGGAAGAAAAAAAAACGUGUGAUAUGUACAGAGCGUAAUGUGUAACAUAACAUUGAGGAAAACUCUUAAAAACAAACGAGGAAAAAGACAUUUUUUUUGUUUUGUUUUUAUAAAACAAAAGCUGUUUUAACCAAUGCUUUUCAGGGGUUGUUUAUGCUUAAAAGAUUUUAUUAAAAUGCUGCUUGAUCUUAAAUUUCCUCCCCUUGCGAUCGGAUUAUUGAUCAGUCAUGUUCCAAAUGUGUCCAGCGUUCGUGCUGCGGAUUGUGGUUCGGCAGAACAAUCUGCUUGCUGAUGACUUCACCCCGAGGGUGGAAAGUGUCCAUCUUUUGUGCUGAAAAGAUAGUCGCUCCCAGUCGCUGCCCAUCACAGCGGCGACAUCAUUGUGUAUAAAUUGUUUUAAACUGUACAAAAAAAAGAAGAAAAACAAAGGAAGAAAGAGAAAUCACAACACACAACACAUAACGCAAAACAGAAACGCGGAUGCAUUCCUCUUCGUUUUUGGAGGGAAAGGUAGAGCAAAAAGGUGAAUUCCCGAUCAAAAAAAAGGAAGAAGAGGAUACGAAUGGUACACAAAACAAUCCCCCUUUUACGAACGCUUUACAAGAAACGAACUUACUUACGAAUGGAGCGCGUUUACAAAACUCAUCCCCGAAUCUGAUUAUUAUCUGUAAAUUAACGCAAGAAAGAGAGAAGAUUCGUUAACGCUAAGCGAGCAAAACGAAAAUUUUGUAUGAAAUUAUCCAACAAUUGAACUGUGAUUUUUUUCUACUUGCACCCAACAACGGAUUCCUCUUCUAGCCCCCCAAAAACCACCCAUCUACAAUCCCAAACCUCCCUCUUCCCCUCCGAUCAUACGAAUUCGGUUUCGAUGCGAAAAAACACACAAAGGACAUAUGAAAAGAAAGGGAAACUCAGAACAGAACCUCACCAGAAGAGGCACACAAACAAGGUUUGCCGACACUGCCAACAAACCGUUCUGCUGUUCCGGCAAUUGGUAAUUGUAAUUGUGUUUUAUUGUAAAAUUUGUAACGUUGUAAAAUUGUCUGCUUCUUGUUCCUGUAGUUACUGCUGCUACUGUAAAGUGUACAUUUUUAACAAAAACAAAACAAAGUUUAAAUUAUUUUACUUUUUAUUCUUUCGGAGGCUGCUGUUGGGCCACUCUUUGCUUUUGGGUGCAUGUUUGUCGAUCAAUUUCGUUUAAUUGUGAACAAAAUAGAUGAAUCAAUUUCUCCCUUUUCUAUAACACGUUUGUACUGUUUGUUUUUGCACAUUUCAAAGAGUGUCUUUUUAAAAGGAACAAAAACAAGCUUCAACAAUUAAGCUACUUACAGCAAACAAAUAGAAACCUUUCUCGAAGCAGCCUCUACAACUGGGUUCCCCGAUCAGCAAGUGUACUUCUCCUAGAGCUAAAACGGCACGAACCAACAGAGAAGGGGUGGUUUAGGAAGAAAAGAAUGCACACCCCCAACAAAAAAAAACCUUUCCCAUUCAUUUAUACAGGUCUACAAAUAGGGCACAAUGAAGGUGCAAAAUAGAUUUUUGUUAACGAAAAUUACAACAACAGAAACAAGAACAAAAUAAUUCAGUUUAAAAUACUGAGUAAAGUAAGCAAAAGUUUGCCUUAAAAUCGAGAGAAGAAAAAACAAACAAACUCAACACACAAGUAAAAGAACCGAAAGAAGCGAACAGGAAAGCGAAAGUUGUAGGAAAAACAAAUUUAGCUUGAGCAAACAUAUAAAACCAACAACACACAACCACACAAUGUCUCCCCAAAAGAAACCAUCAAAUCCCAUCUGAUGGCGUGUUAACAAAAAAAGCAAAAUGGAAAACCUAAGAUCCGCGUAAAAGAGUGUGCAAAAAGACAGGAAAAUAUGAACAAGGAGGAAAACAAUCGCAAACAGGAAACUCAUUUAUCAUUGCAAUACAGUGAGAUUGUCACCACGAAAACAAUGGAAAAUUCACAAAAAAAAGAAAACACAUGCAAAUACUACCACGCGGCAAAAGUUGUACCGUUUUGUGAGGUUUGCUUUAAGAAGUUUUUCUCCAUUAUAACGUACGUGAACAACCGAGAAACCGUCUCUGCAAAAUGGUGAUGAAAAUUCAAAGCAUACAUGCAAACAUUUUAAUAUGUUUGUAUUUUUUUUUUGUUUUCGAUUUAUUUGUAAGUUCCAUUUUGAGUAAACUAGGGUUUUGUAACUUAUCCUCAUCCAUACAUAUAAAUAUAUUUUUGUCUCUUUUGUCAAUUGUAACUCAUACGAAUUUAGUUAUUUAAGUUUGAGCAUUAGCAUUUUUGUAUGAAAUCGAAUUAUUCGAUGUAGAAAACACUAAAAGAGGUGAACUAUCCAAUUUUCGUUGGAUUUAUGCUCUGCUAGUGUGUGCGUGUGUGCGUGAAAUAGUUUGUGUGUUUUUUUUUAAUUUGUGUUUAGUGUUGCGAUGAAAACGUACAGCAGAGUUUGCAAAGAAUACAACCAAGAAACUAGAAAAAAAGCGAAAACUAAAAUCACAGAGGCAACUAACCUUUUCUGAUGAUUGGCGGGUGAGCCUCUACAGAAUACAAAACAAAAUAACAUAAGCAUAAAAAGUUGCAAAACAUUUGAUAACCGAUUCGAAGAACGAACACAUACACACACAGAGAAAGAGAGUAGGAUCAAAUAGCAGCAGUUGGCAAAAAGCGGCUAAGAGCAACAACAAACAAAAUGAAGCAAAAGGAGCACACACUCACACACGGCUAUAAAUAAAAAAACAACAACAUAUAAAUAUGAAAGUAAUAUUAAUUUGAACAUAACUAUAAAUAUUAUGAUACUAUCAAACAAAUAAAUUUUCUGUAACAUUGAAGAAAUAAUAA